AUGGCAUCCGUGGCAUCCAGAAUCUUUGCCAUCACCGGUGGCGCAUCCGGCAUGGGUGCCGCCACCGCUCGUCUCCUCGCCCAUCGAGGAGCAGCAGCAGUAGCGAUAGGCGAUCUCUCGACGCAGCACUUCCCCGAGCUCAUUAAAUCCGUCAAAACGAUCAACCCGUCUACCGAAGUGCACUGCACCUCUCUAAACGUGACAUCGUCAUCCGCCGUCGACGAAUGGGUGCGAACUAUCGUCUCGACAUUCGGGGAUCUUCAUGGCGCCGCCAACGUGGCUGGCAUCCCGCAGGCCACGGGAGUUCGCCAGUCGCCUAAUAUUGCUGAGGAGGACGAGGAGACCUGGAAGAAGAUUCUCAGUGUCAAUCUGGAUGGCGUCUUCCACGCCACAAAGGCGCAGGUUCGCGCCAUGAAGGACCUGCAGAAGGGGGAUCGCAGCAUUGUGAAUAUCGCCAGCAUUGCGUCGAUGAUGCAUAGCCCUGAUGUGUUUGCGUAUGGGGCCUCGAAGGCCGCGUGUGCGCAUUUCUCGACCUCCGUGGCGAAGGAUACCCUGGCUUCGGGAAUCAGGGUGAAUGCGGUGUCGCCGGGCGCUACUGUGACUCCUAUGCUUGGAAAGUUCAUUCCACAGGCCAAGACAGAAGAGCAGCUGAAGGAGUCCUGGAAGAAGUGGGGUCUGGAACUAAUUGGACCUGAUGACGUUGCUAGGACGAUUGUCUGGUUGUUGAGUGAGGAUUCGCGGCCUGUAUAUGGAGCGAAUAUCAAUGUCGGGGCUGGGCUUCCUUGA
Molecule: messenger RNA, 786 nt
Organism: Aspergillus melleus
Lineage: Eukaryota; Fungi; Ascomycota; Eurotiomycetes; Eurotiales; Aspergillaceae
Gene: fgaDH
Product: chanoclavine-I dehydrogenase easD
Exons: 2
Coding region: 1-786 (261 amino acids)
Source: RefSeq, a predicted model, not a curated record